GUCAGUCUUAUCUUAGUGCCAGGCUUCGGUGAUCACGACCCAGCCUCGUGGGCUGUUAUCAAUCCACCGUGGACGAACUGUCCCGAGAAUCCCAAAACAUCUGCAAGAAUACUGGUUUUCACACACUUACUUCGGUUGGACGACAAUUUCUCAUGGCGGGGUCUGCUCGAUUGUGGAGAGAAGCUUCUCACGUGCAUGCAAGACCAUCGUUGUCGACCAAUAGUGUUUGUUGCACACAGCCUGGGUGGAUUGAUCGUGAAACAAGCGCUUGUAGUCGCGAACCAGCAACAUCAGAAACAUCGCCAUUUCCUUGAUAUGCUGAGUGGGAUUUUGUUUUUGGGAACACCGCACAAGUCCCAAGACCCUGCAGUAUUAUCCGAAAGAAGUAAGCAAAUCCUCAGAUCAUGCAUGCCAAACAUCCCGCGGAGACUUCUCAGCUCCUUGGAGGACACAUCCGGUCUCAGAUUGAACGCUACACUAUUUGAAGACGUCAAUCUCCGUGUGGAUAUCAUUUCUGUCUUCGAACUUGUGCCCACAAAACAUGGUAAACCCUCAUCGAUGUUCAAGAGGAGGAAAUCUUCAGUUCUACUCGGUGAAAGCCUCACUAGAACAAAUGCCAUGAACGAGAAAAGAAUAGGGCUUUCACUCGGACAUCAAGAACUAGUACGAUUGGUGGGUAAGAAUGAAGAUGCGUCUGAAGAGCUUCUGGAAUUGUUCCUACGAAUCUUGGAGAACGCUCAGGCUAAUGCUGAAGCGCGACUCACAUACAGGUCGCCCGAUUCGGGUCCCCCAGACGAGGCAGCGACGAAAGGUAAGACAACCUUGAAAGUUCUGCUCUCAAAUAUGAAGCUGACAGAACUCAGCUCUCAAUCAGCAGAAGCGGAGCAAGGCUCCUCUACAGUGGAUUGGGAGUUGUUACCGCUCGUAGGAGAUCUUGCCAUCCAGCGAAAAGAGGCCCGGCUGCCGUGCUUCUCUGUGGGAAGUCAUCUGCGCAACGACACUUUCCAUGAGCGUCAGGACGUUCUCGCCAAGAUCGACGAAGUGUGUUUACCCGAUGUGCUUCACACUUCUUCGUCGGACAACAAGGAGCUCAAAGUCUUUGCACUGUGCGGCAUAGGAGGUCUAGGCAAAACGGAGGCCGCCAUUGAAUACGCCUUUUCACGUCGUUCUCAGUUUGAUGCCAUAUUCUGGAUCCGAUCAGAUGAAAAAUCGAAGCUGGAGGAGGACCUCAGUCAGAUCGCGUUGGCGUUGGAUCUCGCCGAUAAGAAUGAGCCAAGUAAUCAUUUCGCUAACCGAAGUAUUGCUCGCGGAUGGCUUGCCAGUCCUCGCAAGCUUCUUGACGCCUCGAGCGACAGUGUCUCUCAAGCGGAAGCUACUUGGCUACUGAUCUUGGAUAAUGCAGACGAUCCAACAGUCUUGGAUGAGUUGAAACCAUUGUUUGGAAGUGGGUCAGUUCUGAUCACAAGCCGUAAUCCGUUAUCCAAGAGCGCUCUCGCCACGAACUUGAUAAGCCCAGUCGGUUAUGAUCUUCAACCAUUCACUACAGAAGAAGCCACUAGCUUCAUUCUCAAGCUAGCGCCUGGCGACUUGCAAGGUGCACAGCAGAUUGCAGAACGUCUUGGAGGCAUUCCACUUGGUCUUGUUCAUAUGGCGGGCAUCAUCAGAAGCCAUAUUGUAGGGUACAAAGACUUCCUGGUCUGGUAUAGCGACGAGUUGGAGCUUCCAGAGUUACAUGGAAUGGCUGUUGACCUUCCUCGAUCAACCGCCCGCGGAGAUCUCGCAACGAUAUGGGCGGUGGAGAAGCUACCGCAAGAUGCUCGAACAAUCCUCGAGUAUCUGGCAUUCUUGGAUCCAGAUUGCAUCCAGGAAAGGAUCUUCAUCAAUUUUAGUGGCUCUUUGGCGCUUAUGCAGGACCUGCCGCAGAAGAAGGGCGAAUGGCUCAAAGCAAGAGGCGGGCUCUUGCGUGCAUCGUUGGUGCACCACAAUGAGCAGGAAGGCGACCUUCGGAUACAUCGAUUACUCCAGGAUGUCGUGCGAGCCAAAAUUCCCGACGAAAGACAGAGUCAGAUACUCAGCAACCUCAUUGUGUUAUUGAACGCGGCAUUUCCCAAAGUGCCUCUCGACAAACGAGCAACCACAAAACGGUGGCCAGAGUGCAUCGCCAUCCAUCCACAUAUCAUUUCUAUCAUGCACUAUGUCCAGCAUACAGUCAAGCGAGGUCUCAUCCAAGUAAACCUCGAGAUGGCACAGUUGCUUUCGGAGGUAGGCUGGUUUAAUACUGAGCGCAGCGAAGCAGAAUUAGCGAAGCCGAUCCUGCUCUUCGCGCUCGAGCUAUGUGGAAUGCUUCAAGGAGACGACGUCACAGGCCUGACCUUGGACAUACACUACGCCCUCAACUCGGCCGGCAACGAGACGAAUGACCUUUUGCUUUGCGUCAAACAUGCAAAGGCAGGCCUCGAACUCGCAAUCACGACGUACGAAAGUACGAACAUACCCUCCAUCCGACUGGGAAUCGCCUACAACCAGAGGGGUGUCAGCCUCAUUGCCACACAGGAUUACGAUGGAGCAAUAAAGAUGCUUGAGCACGCCCUGAGUGCUUAUGAGAAUCUACCUGACUUCAAUUUGGGGAUGACGACCCUGCCACUUGCCAAUUUAGCCUGCGCAUUCUGGCUGAAGAGUGACUUUGAGGGUGCGAUCCGGGCCUUGCUGCGAGGGUUGGAAGGGAGAGUGAAGUUGACCGGCAUGAUUGACGACACAGAAUCGUUCCGCUGCGGAAGGCUUUUGCAUGGUAUGGGCAAUGUGAAGUGGUCGCAGAGCGAAGCUGUAGCCGGCGAAGACCCGGUACUCGCCCGGCAACUCAUGGAAGAAAGCGAGACGUAUCACCGACGCACCUUGGAGCAAUACCUCAAGACGAUCGGCAAGACUCAUCACCGCUACGCAGAUGUAUCGCAUCGUGUAGCAAAACAUUGCUUGCGUCACGGCGAUACUAAGAACGCAACACUCUUUGUGGAUAAUGCAUUGGCAGUGUGGCAGAUAGCUCCACGCUCCUACGAAGCGGAAAUAGCUCGGACGACCUUCCUAAAGGCGAAAGUCCUCUACCAGCAUGGGGAUCAGCAUCAAGCGAAAAAGCUCUUCAGACAGGCUGUUCACUCGAGAUCGACAAUAUGCGGCGGGUCAUCCGUAGAUAAUGGUAGCUUGACUGAAGAGGAUUUCGACGGACUAGUCACAUUUUGGUCUCGGUAA
Molecule: messenger RNA, 3243 nt
Organism: Alternaria rosae
Lineage: Eukaryota; Fungi; Ascomycota; Dothideomycetes; Pleosporales; Pleosporaceae
Exons: 9
Molecular function (GO): protein binding
Source: RefSeq, a predicted model, not a curated record